AUGGCUCAACAGCAACCCAUAACCACCAUCCCCCCCUUCAACGACGGGAGCAAGCUACCCGACUGUGCCAAAGCCUGCGGACCUCUCUACGACGCCAACGGUGCUUGUGUGCCCCCGGCCAUUAAGACCGCUGACAGCGCUGUCUACACAUCCUGCUUUUGUGCCCAACCCAAGGUAGCACCUUUCUCCAAGGGAACCUCUGGCGUCUGUGACAAUGCUUGCGAUGGCGUCAACGGUGGCCUGCAGUCAAUUGCUGGCUGGUUCCAAGGCAUUUGCAACGUGAAGAAUGCCGGAGGCAACGGUGCCAAGACUACCACGGGCGCCACCACGACGACUUCCGGCCAAUCUGCCAGCACGGGCAGCUCCUCCAAGAACAGCGGCGGCGGCGGCGGCGGCGACUGGCUCUCCAACCACUGGCAGUGGGUUAUCAUGCUCGUCGUUCUUGUUGUUGGCAUUGCCGGCAUCUGGAUCGGCGCCUGCAUCUGGCGCCGCCGUUACCUGCGAAAGAAGGACCGACAGACGUCGCUCGGCCAGAAGCACUCUGGCUCUGCCUCGCGCCCCUCGUGGGGUCCGGCCGUCACUGGAUCCGACGCUGCGACGCCCAUGAACUUCGCCCCCGACACCGAGAGGGCUGCCUAUGCCGCCGAGAAGCCGCGCAAGACCAAGGAGAAGAAGAAGUGGACUGUCUCCCAGCGGACCUGA
Molecule: messenger RNA, 702 nt
Organism: Purpureocillium lilacinum
Lineage: Eukaryota; Fungi; Ascomycota; Sordariomycetes; Hypocreales; Ophiocordycipitaceae
Source: RefSeq, a predicted model, not a curated record